AUGCCAAAGGGAAACACUAAAACUUCUAAGGCUAAAAAUACUAAAGACAAAAAGGCUAAAAAGGAUCCAAAUAGACCAAAAAGACCUCAAACACCAUAUUUUCUUUACUUACAUGAACACAGAGCUUCUAUUAAGGAAGAACACCCAGAUGCUAAAGUUACAGAGAUUGCUAAAAUUGCAUCUGAACAAUGGAAAGCUCUUGGAGAAGAAGAAAAGAAGGAAUAUCAAGCUAAAGCUGAUGCUGCUAAAGAACAAUACAAAAAAGAUAUGGAAAAAUACACUGGUAAAAAACAAGUUUCUGAGGAAGAAGAAGAAGAAGGAGAAGGAGAUUCUGAAUAA
Molecule: messenger RNA, 339 nt
Organism: Entamoeba dispar SAW760
Lineage: Eukaryota; Evosea; Mastigamoebida; Endamoebidae
Exons: 1
Coding region: 1-339 (112 amino acids)
Molecular function (GO): DNA binding, bending
Source: RefSeq, a predicted model, not a curated record